Myripristis murdjan (pinecone soldierfish) is the source of this 5869-nucleotide messenger RNA. Its product is annotated as sterile alpha motif domain-containing protein 9-like. Gene Ontology annotation, cellular component: cytoplasm. Gene Ontology annotation, molecular function: protein binding. The transcript has 5 exons. The record is from RefSeq and is a predicted model, not a curated record. Lineage: Eukaryota; Metazoa; Chordata; Actinopteri; Holocentriformes; Holocentridae. The coding region runs from base 639 to 5270 and encodes 1543 amino acids.
GUGAGAGCACAGAGUGGCAUCUCAGCAGGUACCGCUUCCCCAAAAACAUACUGAUUGAUUUAUGCCGUGAUUUACAACCAAUUUUGAAGUGAGAGACAAAACGCACCAAAGCCAUCCCAGUGCGCAUCCAGCUCCUGUCCACCCUGGGACUUUUGGCCACCGGAACAUUUCAGCUAGAGUUUGGAGACAUAUGCGGCAUUUCGCAGCCGACACUAAACAGAAUCAUGCCGGCAGUGUUGGAUGCAAUAAUUUCUCUGGCCCCAACUUAUAUUCAGUUCUCAUACAGACAUCACCAACAAGCCGAAAUUCAACGAGGAUUUCACGCCGUCGCCGGAUUCCCAAACAUAAUUGGAGCCAUAGAUUGCACCCACAUCGCAAUAAAAACACCACCACACAAUCCAAUUUCAUUCAACCAAUGCACAAAUAAUCUGCGAUGCAAAUAUGUCUCUGUUAAACGUUGUUGCCCGGUAUCUUGGAGGAACGCACGACUCAUUCAUUCUGCAGAACAGCUCUGUGGGUGUGCGCCUCCAAGCAGGAGCUCUUGAGGAUGGCUGGCUUAUUAGCACUGGUCGUACCACUGGACACGUUUCCAUGGCAUCAAUGAGGACUGAGGACACUACUGGUGCAGUCGAUCCAAAAUGAGCCACUCAGCAUCUAAGCCACCAACUCCCAUUGAAGAAUGGACCAAGGAAGAAGUUCACGAGUGGCUGAUGACACAGGUCAAAGUUCAUCCGAGUUAUGCUAACAAGUUCCUUGAGGAGGAAGUGUCAGGGGAUUAUCUCAUUGCCUUCGAUAAGAAAGAUAUAUUGGACUUGGGCAUAAAACAUGGUCCUGCGGUCAAAAUCCUCUCUUACCUUGAAAGGUUGAAACAAGGAAAAUAUGAGUCACAGUACCCAGAAUAUGUGGAAAAAUGGACGACGGAGCAAGUGAAGCAGUGGUUACUGCAGCAUGUGAAGAUAUACAGCAAGUAUGCAGAGCAGCUCCAAGAAGAAGAGGUGUCUGGUGAUUGUCUUGUUUGCUUCAGUAAGCAAGAUUUAGUGGAUCUGCAGGUGAAAAGCGGUCCUGCUGUCAAGAUUCUGCGUGAGCUCCGUGAGCUGAACAACAAGCCUGAGCCGACGCUGCAGCCCACGUCACAACCCAGCACCGGCCAGGAGGAGGCGCCACAACCCAGUCCGCCUCAGGCUCCACCCACCAAACAGCCAGAAGCAAACAAAGAAGAAUUGAUCAAAAAUGAACCUAGAAAUGAAAAAAUGAUCAAAAAUGAAUCCACAAAGGCUCAGCUGCCAGUUGAAGGAGCUGCCAUAAAGGAGGAAGCUGCACAAAGCCUGAAACCCCUGAGGCCACAGGCCCAGGGGGCAAAGAGGAACAAAUCUGAUGGGAUGGCAACUCAGUUAAUCCAGGAAACUCUGGAUGAUUUGAGGAAACAAGAUCUAAAAUCUUUUCAGUUCCAGUUAAGACAUUACACAGAAUCCCAGCAUGGACCCAUUGCUCUGAGCAAACUGGAGGACAAGGACACCAUUGACACCGCCAGCACAAUGACCCAGCACUAUGGAAAUGAGAACGCGUUACAGGCCACUCUCAAUAUUCUUCCUACAAUAAAUCAGCGACAGCUUGCUCGUCAGCUGGAAAGCAAGAUGGGUCAACUGAAGCUGCAGUGUCACAAAGAAGAAGCUCCACGGAGAGAAGCUAACCACGGUGACAAGUUGAAGAAUUUAUUAACUUGUGGGGGUAACUCCCUUGACCACUAUGAUAGAUUUGUUGUUGUUGUGAACAAGAGUUGUCCUGAGCAGAUAGAGUAUCUCCAGUUUCUGAAUAAGAUGAAACUGUUUUGUGUCCUGGACUUUGACCCCAACUCUGCAGUCGAAGGUGGGCUGUGUCAUUCCUACAGAGAGUCAAGAGUGGCCAAUCUGCAUGCUCCAUCUCAGUAUCAAGGACAGACUGAUACUGUGAUGAAGGACCUUAACCUUUACAAACAGACCAGCUGGGUUUUCUGCAAUGGGAGACACGACCUUGACAGUGAAUCAAACAGAGAGUUAGAUUAUAAGAACUGGUUGAGAAAAAUUUGCAGAGACAUAGAGCAGCUGGUUUCCUUCAUUUGCAAGCCAGAGGUUCUUCCCUAUGGAAGAACUCUCAUCAUAUUUCUUCUGCUUUCAUCAGUGCAAACGGAGAAAGACCCACUCUUUGAAACUUUCAGGACUUUCUACAAACACACAGAGGAGGAACACAUCAUCAGUAUUUGUGAAUCUCAGAGCACAUAUGAGAAAUGGAAGGAUCUGAUACAGUCAAAGUGUGAGUGUGACAUCACCAGGCAGUCAGUGUAUGAGUUAACCCUCAGUGAGGUCAACGGAACUAUAAUGUCACUUGGACCAUUUAAUCAGUCAUCUGGAAGGUUGCUUCCCUCUUCUGAUUCCAGCUCUGUUGUUCUUAAGCAGAUGGAUGAAGACCUCAUGACAGCUCUUGACAUUUUGUGUCUGAAUCAAUGUGAAAAUAUCUAUGAGGAAAACAGUGCAGAAUUUGACAAUUUCAGAAUAAAAGUUGAGGAGGAAUUCUUCAGAGGAGGCAAAGUCAAAUGGUGGAACUUCUACUUCUGUGAGAAAAACAAAGCAAAGCCAUUCAUCAAGAGAGAAAAACAUGAAAAACUAAAGAAGAUGAUCAGAUCCCAGUCAAGGGAUCCCACAAACCCAUGUGUGCUGUUCAAUCUCUUUCACCCUCCAGGUUGUGGUGGUACCACCUUAGCAAUGCAUGUGAUGUGGGAUCUUCGUCAGGACUUCAGAUGUGCCAUGUUGAAAGACAACACGUUGCCAAAACCAGAAGUUGCUAUUCAAGUCCGAAAGCUGAUGAAGCUUGAAAGUGACAAACCAUAUUCAGUUUUGUUGUUGGUUGAUGAUUCGAAGGAAACAGAGAAUGCUCACCAACUUGUUAACUACAUCCGUGAAGAUGUUCUGGACAACUGCUCCCUGGAUGAUGCAUCAAACUGCCAAGUGAUCAUUCUGAACUGUGUUCGUACCCUCAGCCCCAAGGAGCAAUACCGGAAACUCAAUUCAACACCGUGUCAGUACAUCACUACAUCACUAACACAAAAAGAGAAAGACGAUUUUGAGGAGAAACUUAAAGAACUCAGAGAAACUCAUAAAAAACCUGAAAACUUUUACAGCUUUAUGAUCAUGAAGAACAACUUUAUUCUUCCUGACUACAUAAAUGACAUUGUUCGUAACACAGUGGAGAACUUUGACCUGAGUACAAAAGAAGCUCAACUCUUUGCCUUCCUAGCUUUACUGAACAACUGUGUGGCAGAAUCUGAAAUCUCUCUUUCACUUGCUGAGGAUUUUUUGGGGAUGAAAAUGAUUCGCUGGCGAGAGGAUAGUGUACUGGAAAGAAUGAGGCCAUAUUCAAACUUUCUUAUUAUAGACAUAGUUGAGGAAUUGGGAGGAUACAAAGGAAUCCGAAUCCUUCAUCGCACCAUAGCUUCUGCAUGUCUUGAGGAGUUUGAGAAAAGCUACCACAUGAAAGUAAGUGACAUAGCUAUGGACAUGCUUCACUGUGAUCUGUUCUUCAGAGUUGGAGCUGGAAGAGACAGAUUCAUGCUCUCAAUUCAGCGAAUGCUAAUUGAAAGGCAACGGAAGAAAGAUGGAGAUGAGAGACAGUCAUUUUCUUCUCUCAUAGAGAAAAUACACAGCCAGCAAGGAAGACAAACUGUCCAAGACAUCUUUGUCAAAGCAUCAUCCCAGUUUGUAAAAAGUGCAUCCAUUCCCCAGGCACUGGCACGAUAUUUGUACAUCAAUGAGCGUGAUUUUCCAGAGGCUCUGAAAUGGGCAGAAAAAGCCAAGGAAAUCAAAGAAAACCCUAAAACAGUUGACACAAUAGGACGGGUAUACAAAAGCAAUUUGCAAUACAACAUCCAGAGUGAAAAGCAGAAGACACUGCAAAAUCCAGAGGAUUUGGACAACAACAUUAAGCUGGCAGUUAAUGCCAUUAAAGCUUUUCAAAGGGCUCAGGACCUGGCAAAUACAGAGGAUGAACUUGAGAAAGAAGCAACUGACCAGGACUCUGAGGACUAUCCCAUAAAAUCAUCGUACAAUGUUUAUGGCUAUGUGGGUGAGCUGGAAGUUGCUUUCCUCGUCUUUGAGAUAUUGAGCAGAUUACCAUUCUUUGGGGAAGGUGAUCCCAUGAAGAAGAGGUACUUACAGAGUUUUCUGAAGGGGACAUGCUCGAUCACCAGUGUGUACAAGGAGGAUACUGAGAUCAACAACAGAUACACUGACAUUAUCAAAGAUCAUGAGCGAUUUCUACUUAGUUUGAAAACCAACAUCAAAGACUCAUUUGAAUUCUUUGACUAUUACUUCACACACCUGAAAGCAACCACCUUAGGAGAAUUUGAUUCAAAAAAUUUCUUGACAGUCAGUGACCACUUUAAAAAGUAUGUAACACUUUUUUGCUCUUCACUUGAGGAAAAAAGAACAGAACAAGCAAACAAUCCUAAACUCAAUUUGAAAAUGGAUUUGGAAGCACACAGACUGUUUCUUGAGAAGAACCAUGCAGAUACAUUUGCUGGGAUUUUUCAGCAUUUGGACAAACAUCCUGAUGAGAUGGAGAACAUCUCUGCAAGCUAUGAAUUCUUGCAACAAAACCAACAAUUCAUCAACCAAAAACAAAAGACAAAGGAAAAAAUCAAUUACAUUUUGUCAAACAUAAUUCUUAACCUUUUGAAUCCAAGAUCUAAAUAUGUGAAGAGUGACAUCAAACUCUCUGCUCUCUGCAAGGAAACUCUGCAAGAUGUUGGAUUGGGGUAUCCCUUCCCAGACCCGUACUACCUGGCUCUUCUGUUGUUCUGGCCAAGUUCGACUCAGGAAGACACAGAAAUCAGGACAUAUGUUACUGCAAUUCGAAAGUCAUCCCACAGGCGUCUGUCUAUUCUGUUUCGAAAGAGGAGCACUAUUGCCUACUUCUACCUAGGAAAAGAAAAAGGGCUCAGGAGGCUUGUCCCAAAACCCAAACUUGAUGAGUGUUUUUUAGAGAUAAAACGUUCUGCUUUGGCACAACUUUGGCGGAAUGGGGACAUUUUUAAGGAGCAAGAAAUCAUCAAACGGCUUCAUCGGGUCAGCGGAACCAUUGAGCUUGGAGAGGUGUUUGCCAUUUAUGGCAAACUAAAAAUCCCAGUGCAUCCAGCUUUUGGUGGAAUAAGAAGUGGUCUCAGCACAGAGAAGGUUUCCUUCUACCUUGGUUUUGCUAUCAAUGGUCCCAUUGCAUACGAUAUCCAGUAUGAAAACUAGGGUAGUUUAGGUCGGCUGCAAAAGACAAUAUCACAAGCACUGAGCAAGACUGUGGUAAAACAAGUGUGGCAGCCAGUGAUUCACUGUCAAGGCAAUGUCAAACAAACAAGAACACCUGAGCAAAAGAUGCAUAAGAAAGACCACAGAUGUAAACACAUGUCCUGUAGCCAGUUUUCUACAGCAAGUAUCCUGGGUGGGCACGGUCACUGAUGGGCGGGGUCACUGAUGCACUGAUGUGUUUAUCUGACUGCUCUUUUUUUUUUGUUGAUGGAAAAGUGAACAAAAAAAUCACUCCAUGUCUUCUUUUGUGUGACUACAGAUAUUGAUCAUUGCUGUAUAAAGUACAGGUUUGUUUGCUGGUUAAUCUAAUUUUCUAGAUGUACACUGGCUAAUGCUUUUGCAGUGACAGUAAAUGUAUAAGUCAAAAUCAGCUCACUUUGAAUCUUGAAGUAACGAGUAUUGUAUUUGUUUAAGUUUUAGUAUGGAAAAUGAAUGUCACAACGCCUGUUGUAAAAUGGUGUAUUUGUGCAGACUGUGGCCUAAACAGUCUUCAAACUGGACGUCGCUGUAUAAAAUGACCUCUAGUGACCUGUAGGAGA